Molecule: messenger RNA, 975 nt
Organism: Poecilia reticulata (guppy)
Lineage: Eukaryota; Metazoa; Chordata; Actinopteri; Cyprinodontiformes; Poeciliidae
Source: RefSeq, a predicted model, not a curated record
CGCACAGAUGAGUGCGUGCCUUCACCUCUGACUGCUCUGCCAGAAUUUGAUCGAGAGGAAACCUGUUUCCAUGUCACCCUCAGAGCUCCGCGUCUAGUCGGAUCGGCGUAACUCUUCCUGAAUGCGGACAGGAUCUGCUGCUGGGUUCCUAACAGGUGUUCGCGGCGCGCCGCCCGCAGAAGGAACAUGUCCAAUGGGAAAGACCCAAAUGCUGCGGGAAAUUCCUCUGAGAUGACCCUGAAAGCGUGUCUGGAUGAGUGCAUGGAGGCCCUGGAUCUCUUCCUUAACAACCACUUCAACGAGAGCCUGGACAGGCUGCGGCCAAGAGUCCAGGAGAGCAUGUACCACGCUCUGAUCUACGCCACGGUGCUGGAGAUGCAGGCCAUGAUGACCUUUCAGCACGACGACAUCUCCAACGCGGGGAACACCAUGAAGAGCGCCCAGGAGGUCUGUCAGAGGUUUCGACGGAAAUCCCAGGGUUUGGCAAACAAGUCAGUCGGAGAGUCUCUUUCUGAAGUGCAGCUCCAUGCGGAGGUGUGUUAUGCAGAGUGCCAACUCCAACGAGCUGCUCUCACUUUCCUCCAGGAUGAGAGCAUGGUGAGUUUUAUCAAAGGUGGGAUCAAAGUAAGAAACAGUUACAUGAUAUACAAAGAUCUGCACAACUUCAUCAAAUCUUACAGCUGUGUCAAAGGACCGAGCCACAUUCACCUGGAGGGAGGCAUUUCCUUCGGAGUGGGAGCGUUUAACUUGGUACGGUACAGAAUAUGCACAGAUAACUAAAAAAAUAAGAAUAUUGUUUUUCUUUUUCUUUUAAAACCCUGCUCCAUUUUAAAAAAAAUCUGGUCUUUAAUUGUUCUUUAAAUGAAGUACAACCUCAGAUAAGAAAACAGAAUGUUACAUUUUCCUCUUAGGCAGCUAAAAUCACCACAUUUAUCUGCUAGCUGAUGCUAGCUCACCACAUUCACUUGAUUAACU